GUCGGACGACUCGUUCGACGAGGAGAUCCUAAGAUGCAUCGGCCAGAUGAUCAUGGUGGUAUUCGACGGAUUGGCCGUCACUCCGGACAUUCAGACGAUGAUAGAAAAGUACUAUGUCGGGAACAUUCUUUUGACGGCAAGGAACAUCCGAGAUAGUGUUCAGGUUGCGACCCUCACACAGGAAUUGCAGAAGAUUGCGCAGGCGGCUGGUUUUACAUACCCGCUCAUGAUUGGCAUUGAACAGGAGAACGGCAUGAUUAGUCGGCUAGGUGACGGCAUCCGAGCAACCCACUUCCCGGGGCCAAUGGCCUUGGGCGCAACGAGGUCACCCAACCAGGCCUUCGACGUCGCCAAAGCCACGGCCACCGAGCUCGCCGCCGUAGGAAUAAAUUGGAACUUUGCGCCCGUGCUGGAUGUGAUUAGCGAGCAGGGCAACACGACGGUCGGCGUCAGGGCCUUUGGCGACGAUCCGCAGACGGUUGGCCGCUUCGGUGUCGCCUUCGCCGAGGGCCUCAGGGCAGGCGGAGUGGGUCACUGCGCUAAACACUUUCCCGGAAUCGCAUGUACGAGGGACGGCCGGCGCGAUUCAGUUUUCCGCGCAAAAUCCAGCGAAGACAUCGAAGCGACCGAGAUGGUUCCGUUCCGAAGGGCUGUUGCGGCCGGAUUGGAUAGUGUCAUGCUGAGUUCGUCCAUAUGGCCGGGAAGCAGUCCGGACGACAGCGAAGGCGGCGAUGCGUCGAGGGCCAAGCACAUCAUCGGGGAAGUGUUGCGACGGCAGAUUGGGUACGACGGUGUCACCGUGUGCGAUGUAACGGACAUGCCGCUCUUCGGCAAAGAUCCGCAGCACAUCGGCGAAGCGGUGGUAACGGCCAUCAACGCGGGGUGCGAUUUGAUCCUGAUCUACCACAACCAGUCCGUGCAGGUACAGGGCCUGCAGGCGAUAUACGAUGCCCUGCAGCGGAGGUACAUGGACAGGGAGGUGAUAUACCGAGCGUCGUCGUUGGUUCUGCGGCUCAAGGAUCACUACUUCAGCUGGCGGACGGCGCUGGCGGCUCCGGACCCCCAGCGACUGCAAACCCUGAUGCAGCUGCACCAGUCGAUAGCGCGGAAAGCGUAUGAGAACUCCAUCACGGUGGUCAGGGACGAGCGCACUCUGAUCCCUCUCUCAUCCAAGAUCACUCCCUCGGACGAAGUACUCCUCCUGACCCCGGUCGUGAGACCGCUACACCAACGUGUGGCGGGAGAGCCGACCAUCGAUCCGUUCGAGUGCUUCGGAAGAGCACUUGCGCAGCGGCACCCUCGGAUAAUACACGCGCCAUACACGGCUCACGGAAUCACUCAGACGCACGUCUCGUUGAUCAAGCGGUGUGCGGCUAUCAUCUUUGUCACGGCGAACGCGACGAGGCCGAAUUCGAAAUCCCAGGUGCAAACCGCGAGUGCGGUCCACAGGCUCUGCUACAGCAAGCCCAUGAUCAAUCUCGCGGCGUGCGACCCGUACGACUUGCUGGAUGAUCGGAAGUACGGGACGUACAUAUGCACCUACGAGUACUCAUCAACAGCUCUCGAAACGGCAGCGGCGGUGAUAUUCGGCGAACGACACGCAGCGGGGGUGCUCCCGGUCCAGGUUCCAGGCGCGCCGGCGCUCCGGCAACAACGGCACGUUCAUCUGCUGCAAUGGUUCGUGGAGGUCUGGGAGAAGCGAAGGGACCUGUAUGCAUCAGCGGAUCUCUGGCAAGAUUGUUUGGGACGCAAGUGGCCGCUCGACGCGGGUACGCUGAGUGCGCUACUCGAUCGGCCCGGAUACUCGAAGCAUUUUGUAGUGCGCCACACGACAUCGCUGGAGUUGUUGGGAUUGUGCGCCACGUACUUUAUCAUGUUAGGGAAUAAUAAAGUGAUUGGGAGCCUGGCGCUGCUGCUCGUCAGGCCUACGCAUCGCGAUCUAGGAAUCGGGCUCAGCCUCCACGACGUAGCCGUCCGGCACCUUCGCUCGACGCCAGGAAUAACGUCCAUGCAGCUGGGCAGCAUCUUCCCGCGCCUAUUCCCGGGGCUCCCCGUGUCCCUUCCAGACGACGACACCCGCUGGUUCGCGCACCGGGGGUGGAAGCUGAGCGACUCACACUUCGUGUACGACCUGUUCAUGCCGAUCACGGAGUUCGUCGUGCGCGACAACCUCUCGGCCGAGCUGGCGGAUAUGGGCGUCGUCAUUGAUAACUGCACCCCCGGGAAUAUGUUUGAGAGGUUGUUGAGGUUUGAGGAACAAUACUUUGGAGCGUAUCCCGGCUGGGUAGAGAAGUUUCAUGCCCUAAAGGAGACCGAGGAUAUUGCCGACGCUAUUGUCGCGUUUGCACCGGGGAAGAGGGGGGGGGAGGGAGAGAUCCUCGGCGCGGUACUCAUCUUCUCACCCGUGGGCAAUAAUCAGAUCUCGAGGGACAUUCCGUGGCCGAAGGUCAUUGGCGAGCGGAUCGGUGGGCUCGGGUUCGUCGGCGUGAAACCCGAAUACCGCGGCCUAGGCGUCCGCAAAGGCCUGAUAGUGGCGGCAAUACUGGAGCUGAAGCAGCGGGGGCUGCGCGGCUGCUUCAUCGACUGGGCCGACGAUAUAGAUACCUACACGAAACUGGGGUUUAGGGAGUGGGGGAAGUAUCGCGAGGUUUGGAGGAAGAUAUGAUUUUUUUUCUUUGAUUUUUGUGGGGGGGAGCGGGCGGUAGUGGAAGGGUGUGUUGGCGGGGCGUUGUUUGAUGUUUCGUUUAGGGAUGCGGUGGGUGCGAUGGG
Molecule: messenger RNA, 2769 nt
Organism: Tricharina praecox
Lineage: Eukaryota; Fungi; Ascomycota; Pezizomycetes; Pezizales; Pyronemataceae
Product: glycoside hydrolase superfamily
Exons: 9
Coding region: 47-2665 (872 amino acids)
Biological process (GO): peptidoglycan turnover; carbohydrate metabolic process
Molecular function (GO): acyltransferase activity, transferring groups other than amino-acyl groups; hydrolase activity, hydrolyzing O-glycosyl compounds
Source: RefSeq, a predicted model, not a curated record